Danaus chrysippus (African queen) is the source of this 276-nucleotide messenger RNA. NCBI's taxonomy places the organism in Eukaryota, Metazoa, Arthropoda, Insecta, Lepidoptera, Nymphalidae. The record is from the annotation of a GenBank genome assembly.
CUGACGGUGGUGAUCGUUAGCGGCGGCGGCAUCGAGCGCCGGCCGCGACCCGCGGGCGACCGGCCCGGGGGUGGCGGCCGGCGCGGGGAGAGGGGCGGGGAGGGGGCGGGUCGGGCCGAGAGGCGAUCGCACCACCAGGCCUGCAGGCUGCCCCCCCGCCCCCCUCCCGUCCCUGUUACACGUCACGUUUCGUCGCCUAGAGUAGUCCCGCGCCUGACAGCCCACCACGUAGUGCUAGUACCGCUUUGCCUGGCUCGCUUCCCUACUAACCCUUAA